This is a messenger RNA of Cheilinus undulatus (humphead wrasse), 1475 nucleotides long. It is a transcript of the gene miox, whose product is annotated as myo-inositol oxygenase. Lineage: Eukaryota; Metazoa; Chordata; Actinopteri; Labriformes; Labridae. The coding region runs from base 141 to 1001 and encodes 286 amino acids. Gene Ontology annotation, biological process: inositol catabolic process. Gene Ontology annotation, cellular component: cytoplasm. Gene Ontology annotation, molecular function: inositol oxygenase activity; iron ion binding. The record is from RefSeq and is a predicted model, not a curated record. The transcript is spliced from 10 exons.
UGACAGGAGAUUGGUGCACAGUUUUUGAAGGCGUACAGUGAAGGGCACAUUACACUUUAAACAGGCGACAUAUAAACGAGUAGUAGAACAGAGCAGACAGCUUUAGAAGACCAACACAACACAGACUUCAUCUGUCAGCCAUGAGGGUCAUCAACCUGGGUCCAGACCCCUCUCUGGCAUAUCGGCCGAAUCUAGAGAAGAAUGAAACCAAAGCAAAAGAGGACUACAGAAACUAUGAGAGUGGAAGCCUGAUUGAUCGUGUGUUCAAAACGUACAAGCUGAUGCAUACAAACCAAACGGUGGACUUUGUAAAUAAAAAGCACUCUGAAUGGACCGGAUGCACCCACACUCAGAUGGGGAUGAUGGAUGCGAUCAUGUCUCUGGACCAGCUGGUAGACGAAUCUGAUCCUGAUGUGGACUUCCCCAACUCCUUCCACGCCUUCCAGACUGCAGAAGGCAUCCGCCAAGCACACCCUGACAAAGACUGGUUCCAGCUGGUGGGUCUGAUCCACGAUGUUGGGAAAGUCAUGGCUCUUUGGGAUGAACCACAGUGGGCUGUAGUUGGUGACACCUUCCCUGUGGGCUGCAAGUUUCAGAGCUCUAUUGUGUUCAGAGACAGCACCUUCCAGGAUAACCCUGAUGAAAAAAAUCCCAAAUAUAAUACUGAAAAUGGGAUCUAUAAAGCAAACUGUGGGCUUAACAACAUCCUCAUGUCCUGGGGCCAUGAUGAGUAUCUCUACCAAGUCCUGAAGUUUAACAAAUGCUCUAUCCCAGAGGAGGGCUUGUAUAUGAUUCGCUUCCAUUCAUUCUACCCCUGGCACUCCCACGGAGACUACAUGCAUCUGUGUGAUGACAAAGAUCUAAGCAUGAUUCCCUGGGUUAAAGAGUUCAACAAAUUUGACCUGUACACAAAAACCACUGACCUGCCUGACGUCGACAAGCUGAAGGUGUACUACCAGGGUCUGAUCGACAAGUACUGUCCUGGUAUACUGAAGUGGUGAAAAAGACAACAAAGGAUUCAUUGAUACAGAGAAUGAUUACAUUGCUUUAAUAAUCUUAUCUUAUAACAGGGGGUCUCUAAGUUUGCCCCCCAUAUAUGUAGCAUUAGAUUAAAAUGGCAACCCCCACCAAAUUCCCUUUAAUUCUUUAGCUUCUUCACACAUUUCAAUAUUUUUGUUCACAUUCAAUAAGCACUUGAUUCCAUGUCCUAUUGUAAACAGCAUUUCAUACUUCAUAUGAAUUAUUUUUCAAUGCCCAGCUGUUUCUGUGGUUGUUGCUCUUUUGCAGCUGGUUCAUGUUCAGUUUAACAGGAAGCAGAUAUCUCUGUCACUUAUGACAGCUGCGUGAUUCUGAUUGGCCAGAGUGGUGGGUUAUUUUUAAUUAGAAUAUUGGCAUAGAAAAAGAAAACAGAUUGUUAUAUGCAGUGAUAUAAACCAUGUAAAAAGACAUAUCCAUAAAGGCAUUGUCACAAAUAA